AUGUUUGCCAUCCCACCUCCACCUCGCUAUCCUACCAAUAGUAGUCUGAUCGCAGCCACUCUUGAAACUUCAAACACUCUCACUGUUCGCGAGGGUCCAGAAUAUACAUUUCAGGCUGGUGAAGGCAUCUACAGGCUACGCGAUGAUCUCCAAUUAGCCACUCCUCCUCCACAUCCUUCCGAAGCCCCCAUCGUCAACCCAAACCCUUUGGCCACGACAGCGUCUCCUCCGACUGCCGGCGUCAAGCUAUCCCUCGUCUCGCUGAACCCGAAGCAGAUCAAUCCCGACUUGUACAAGACCCCCACCGCAACAAGCAGUCUGCUACGAUGGAAGACUUUAGGACUGUCCAAUACCAAAGAAUCCAAAGAGGCCAAAGAGGCUAGGGAAUUAAAGGAGGCUAGAGAGAGAGAGCUUGAAAAAGAGUCCAGGUUGUCCAUUGAAACGUCGAGCGACUCGAGUAAUCCUACGGCUUCUGCCAAUGGCAGCAAUCGCUCCAACACCGUCAAGGCAUUUGGCGAAGGCAACGCUGCACUUUCUCCGGUCAUGAGCAGGGAUGUCCUCAAGCGCCGCAAGCCGAAAAAUAACAUCAUCAAGAGCAACUCAUCUUUUGUCUCUCGAGUCAUCCCUCACGAAGGCUUGGCGAAGAAGUUGGCAGAACGCGAUCAAGGGGGCUUGUUCGCUUUUGUGAAUAUUAACCGUGCCUUCCAAUGGCUCGAUCUUUCGUCCGCCACGAAGGCUGAUCCCAUGACCAAAAUCCUAUUUACCAAAGCACACAUGAUAUGUCACGACGUGAACCCAAUGAGCAAACACUCAACCCACAUCGAUGUGGUCAUGGGCUCUUCUGCAAGCGACAUUAUAUGGUACGAACCUAUGUCGCAGAAAUAUGCGCGCAUCAACAAAAACGGGGCGAUCAACAGCAGUGCGGUGGCCAAGGUCAAGUGGAUUCCUGGCUCCGAGAACCACUUCCUUGCUGCCCAUAUGGACGGCACAUUGGUGGUGUAUGAUAAGGAGAAGGAAGAUGCACCAUUUGUGUCGGAAGAGCUUGUGGAUGAAGCCAUCAGUAUAGAAGACGAGGACCACUGGACACUCGUCAUCACAAAGAGUGUCAAUUCUGCGAACCAGAAAGCCAAUCCAGUUGCGUGCUGGAAGAUUUCCAACCAGAGCAUCACAGACUUUGCCUUUUCGCCAGAUAGCAAACAUUUGGCCGUGGUUGGCGACGAUGGUUAUCUCCGUGUGAUUGAUUAUCUUCAAGAAAGGCUUACAGACAUGUAUCCGUCGUACUAUGGCGGCUUCACUUGUGUGUGCUGGUCUCCCGACGGCAAAUACAUCUUGACAGGAGGACAAGAUGACCUGGUGACCAUUUGGUCUCUCGCAGAGCGUCGCAUCAUUGCCCGAUGCCAUGGGCACGACUCCUGGGUUACUGCGGUCGCUUUUGAUCCUUGGCGCUGUGACGAAACUACGUAUCGGUUCGGGAGUGUUGGCAAUGAUUGCAAGCUGUCUCUGUGGGAUUUUAGCGUGGGCAUGCUCCACAGACCCAAAGCGGCUGCGACGAGAACAAGGGGAAGUAUCUCUGCACAAUCUGUGUCACUCCAGAGACAGCGGACCGAAAGCACCAGCGUCGUCAACCGCAUACGAUCAGACUCGAAUCGAACAGGGGUGCAAAGCAUCCAAGCUGAGAUUAUUGACGAGUCCGAGUUUAUCAACCACCCUGUGGAAUCGAGGGCGCGCACUGCUCAACUUCCACCAGUUAUGUCGAAAAAGAUUGAUGAUCAUCCGUUAAGUGGCCUUGCAUUCGAGCAAGAUUGUAUUAUCACUACCUGUGCCGAAGGCCACAUGCGCACCUGGGAUCGACCUCGGGAAAAUGUUAACAGCAGCCAAGUCAAUCUUUCGGAGUCCUCUAAAAGUUAA
This is a messenger RNA of Exophiala mesophila, 1908 nucleotides long. RefSeq lists its product as uncharacterized. Gene Ontology annotation, molecular function: protein binding. Lineage: Eukaryota; Fungi; Ascomycota; Eurotiomycetes; Chaetothyriales; Herpotrichiellaceae. The record is from RefSeq and is a predicted model, not a curated record. Gene Ontology annotation, cellular component: cell division site; cell tip; nucleus. The coding region runs from base 1 to 1908 and encodes 635 amino acids. The transcript has 7 exons. Gene Ontology annotation, biological process: carbon catabolite repression of transcription.